Daucus carota subsp. sativus is the source of this 843-nucleotide messenger RNA. RefSeq lists its product as uncharacterized. The record is from RefSeq and is a predicted model, not a curated record. The transcript has a single exon. NCBI's taxonomy places the organism in Eukaryota, Viridiplantae, Streptophyta, Magnoliopsida, Apiales, Apiaceae. The coding region runs from base 1 to 843 and encodes 280 amino acids.
AUGGAAGGUUUCUCUAAUUGGCCUACGCAAGUCCAUAUUUCUGAAGCAAAAUUUCGUGUGUUUCACACCAUGGAUCGUAUGUUAUACAUGAUUCUUGUGACAGAACUAUUCUGCGAUCCCAUGGAUGCCAUGAAUACCAUGUCCUUUUGGUUGUGGCUUGAGCGGGUCGGUUUCCUAGGCAUCAUACGAAGAAUCAUCCAUUUACCCAUCCAACUCAUUAGUGAGCUUGUAGAUGAGGCUGACAUAUGCCUCAAUUUUAUCAAUAAUCCACAACUACAUCUCAUAAAUGAAGUCAAUGAUAUUAAUUUUACACAAAGCUUCAUACAUGGAUUUUCACUCCAGUAUUUGCAAAACAAUCAAACACUUGCAAUAUCUGGAGUGGAAAUAGUUCGAACACAAAUUUGUAUGCAGGCUUUUAGUGAUUUAAUGCAACAAACUGUAUUUCAUAACGAAGCUCGACGGAUAGCAGAGAGCCAACAGCAACUUUCCAUGCAAUUAAUGUUGUCUAAUGGUUCUAGCAGUAGUGUUUUGCCUCAUGAAAAUCGGACUAUGUUUGCUACAUUUUCCAAAGGCUAUCCAGUGACCGAGUGGGAAAUUCGCGAAUUUCUUGUGCAAAAUUUUGGAGACUGCAUUGAAUCAUUUUCCAUGGAAGAAGUGAGAAAGAUUGGAGAUCAACCACUCUUUGCUAGAAUUGUAUUCUUUGAAGUUGACAUAAUUUAUACCAUCCUCAAUGGAUUGCCGAAGGCUAAGUUUACCAUUAAUGGUAAACAUGUUUGGAUGAGAAAAUAUGUUCCAAGAAGUCAAAAAACUUCAAAUAAAACAACACCUCAUCGUGCACAAUAA